Molecule: messenger RNA, 1283 nt
Organism: Cucurbitaria berberidis CBS 394.84
Lineage: Eukaryota; Fungi; Ascomycota; Dothideomycetes; Pleosporales; Cucurbitariaceae
Product: delta-12 fatty acid desaturas-like protein
Exons: 3
Coding region: 1-1248 (415 amino acids)
Biological process (GO): lipid metabolic process
Molecular function (GO): oxidoreductase activity
Source: RefSeq, a predicted model, not a curated record
AUGACACUUGACUACACCAGCCAUCCGGCUGAGAUUGUGGGAUCGGGUGAGGUCAAGGGUGUGAAGAAGAUGGUCACCGUCGACGACCUCAGACGGGCAAUUCCAGCUUACUGCUUCAAGCCUUCUUAUAUCAAGUCGCUUUUCUUCCUCUUCCGCGACUUGCUCGUUAUUAGCGCCUUCGGGACAGCUGCUUGGUUCUAUAUUCCCGAGAUCCAAUAUACUCCUGCUCGUUAUGUUGCUUGGGUCUUUUACGGAUACAUGCAAGGUCUGGCUUUCACUGGUUUCUGGGUUCUCGGCCAUGAGUGUGGUCAUGGAUCGUUCUCGCCUUCCAAAUUGCUCAACAACAGCCUUGGUUGGGUCAUUCACUCCUCUUUGAUGACCCCAUACUUCGCUUGGCAAUCGACGCACCGCCGGCAUCAUAUCUACGCCAACAACCUCGCCAAAGACCACAACUAUGUCCCGCCUCAAGCUGAACAAUAUGCUAAGGUUCUUGGGAUGAGUACUGAGCAACUCGAAUCCCUCGACGAGAUGACUGAAGACGCUCCUCUUGCUGCUUUCGGUCGCAUUGUUAUGCAACAACUCCUUGGCUGGCCCAUGUACUUGUUCAAUAACAUCACCGCAUCUGCGGGAAGUUUGUACGGGAAGCAGUCUGAAAAGCUACUUGGCAACUCGCACCUGAACCCCUGGUCUACUCUUUUCAGGCCUGAAGAGGCGCAUCUCAUGAUUGCGUCGGAUAUUGGUCUUUUCCUUACUGCGAGCGGACUGUACUGGGCGGGCCAGAACUUCGGCGUUGCAAGUAUUGCUCUGCUCUAUGGCCAGCCAUAUCUAUGGUUGAACCACUGGAUUGUCGCAAUAACCUACUUGCAUCACACCCAUCCCAAGUUGCCCAAAUAUCAGGCCGAGGCUUGGACUUUCAUGAAGGGCGCAUUGGCGACGGUUGAUCGCAAUCUAGGCUGGUCUGGAAAGCACAUGCUCCACAACAUCGCUGAUUACCAUGUCAUUCACCAUCUCUUCUCUCGUAUCCCGCAUUACUACACAAAGGAAGCCACCGAAGCUAUCCAGCCUCUGCUUGGCGAACAGUACCAUGAAGACCGCGGCAACUUCAACGCUGCCAUGUGGGAUUCGUUCAACAAGUGCCAGUGGGUGAAAGCUGAUGAUGUCGAGGACGAGAAGGAGAGGGCGUACUGGUUCAAAGCCGGGCCAAUCCCACCUCCCGAGAGUGACAUGAAGAAGCGCGCCUGGAUCUAAAAGUGCGCUUCCACGAUGCGGAUUAUAUGUUUGGG